Tachysurus fulvidraco (yellow catfish) is the source of this 1862-nucleotide messenger RNA. Its product is annotated as draxin-A-like. Gene Ontology annotation, cellular component: extracellular region. Lineage: Eukaryota; Metazoa; Chordata; Actinopteri; Siluriformes; Bagridae. The transcript has 4 exons. Gene Ontology annotation, biological process: Wnt signaling pathway; axon guidance. The coding region runs from base 649 to 960 and encodes 103 amino acids. The record is from RefSeq and is a predicted model, not a curated record.
AAUAUAUUCACUUACAAAUACACAAACAUAUAAACAGUUGUUUUAUGACUGAUGCUAGUUGAGCAAAACGGUGUAAGAGGAUUUUAUUUAUUUCAUCAUUCGAACAUUAAUAAGAAAUGAAACUGUCUGGAAUUGAGAAGAUUUUUUAUUUAUUUAUGUAUUUAUUUAGCAGACACUACAUUUAUUUAGACACUAAUUUUAAUCAGAGGCUGGUUAUUGUCAUCGCUAAAUCUUACUAGCUUGCUAAUAGGAGCUAAUCUGACAGGAUAUCUGAGAGGAUUUAAAUUUGUGUUGCUGAAAAUUUGCUAAGUAGGGGAUAUACUUAAGAGCUACAGAUUCUAAACUACUAUUUAAUUAAAGUUAACUACUAAAAAAAAUCAGAUCGGAAAACUUUUCACUAUACUUUACAUAUACACAGUGAUUAAAAUGCUAGCUAGCUGUAGUUUCACCCAGAGAAAGGAGGCUGACUGAGCAAGAAAGACCUCCACAGUCAAUACUGAGUUCACCACAGAAGCACAGAAUAAUAAUGUAACGUUAAUUAUGUAAAAAUAUGUUGACGGGCUCUUUAAUAAUCACAUCUUCUCAUUUUCCCGAGUGCUGUGCUUGCAUGAAGAGAUCAAUAAAAAUCUUUUUAAUUACUCCAGGCCAAUGCGACUGUCAGCAGACAAGCGGCGCAGCAAGAACAUGAGCAGCGGCAACGCGACCGUGGCUGCAGAUGAUGUUGAACCAUGUGACCAUCAUCUCGACUGCCUGCCUGGGUCCUGCUGUGAUCUCAGACACCACGAGUGCAGCCCACAUAACCGUGGACUGAACAACAAGUGCUACGAUGACUGCAUGUGUAAAGAAGGUCUUCGGUGCUACGCCAAAUUCCACCGCAAGAGAAGGGUCACCCGGAAACGUGGCCGAUGCGUGGAACCCGAAUCGGCUAACAACGACCAAGGAGCCUUUAUAACGAUCUGAUGAGAGAGAUGGACAGACAGAUAGAUAGAUAGAGAACGAGAGAAAGAGAGAGAGAAUGAAAAACGGAUCAUGACCCUACAACCCUGUACCUCCUUCUAAAGACUUCAGAUGGACUGAACCUGAAUUAAAAAGUUUAGCGAGUCAAAAAAAUUAAUCUGGCCGACUCGCCUGUGUGUUAAAGUGCACCAUGUAACCAAUGUCACUCUGUACAGAUGAUUUUGUGUCUCAGCUGGACAGGAUUUAAUUUUUUUUUUAACUGAGAAUGCUAAAAACAUUGCUGUAAUAAUCGUGUGUUGGAUUUGUUUGUUUGUUUCUUUUUUUUUCUUUGUUUACUUUGAAUGAUUUAUUAUUUAUCCUGCACCUAUUUGACAUUGUAAAAUAUCAAGUACCCAUUUGUCGAGGUCAGAAAAAGGUCAUAUUUCUCAUCAUAAAAUGAUUAUACAAUAAUUAUUUGAAUAUUUCAACAUUUUGAAUACAUUUGAAUUGAUUUCAUGAAAUUAAUUAAUCUAAUUUCACGAGCAAAAAUGCUGCAUUUAUUUUUUAGGAAAUAAAUGCCUGAAUAAAGUAGGAAAAAAAUAAAAAUAUUAUUUUGAAUUCCUAAUAAGAUACAUGGCAUAAACUGAUCAGAGUAAACGAUGUUCAUUGUAUGUUUUCUUUUUGUCAAAAUAUACUGCAUUGUAGGAAAUAGAGACCGGUGUAUAGAAGGAUAGAUGCAUCAUUUUCUUUUUCCUUCAGUAUUAUGGUUUGGGUUUUGCCUUCUUGGCCUUAUUUUUAAAUGCAGGGCUUUUUUUUUUGAGGUGACCAUCUGGACAUUAUUUGGUCUGUUGAGUACAGCUCAAACGUAUUUUGUGUGUUUUUUUUUUCUGACUUCAAUAUCCUAAUUAAACUAAUGCAAAUAAUAA